CAGUAACUAACUAAGAUGUGUAAUAGAAAAAGUAUGAGUUUUACCAGAACAUGAUUAAGUGACAUAUGUAAUUAGCUAUAAUGCUAAUCAAAUACAUAAUUAUAUUGUAUAUAAUAACGCCAGACUAUAAUUAUAGUCUGUCUAUAAGAAAGGAUAUCGAAUUUGCUAAACAGUUUUUGAAAUAUCACGGGAUAUCAGAUGAGAAUGUAUGCGUAAAAAAGUACAUAGAAGAAGUAUGCUCAAAUGAUCAAAAAGAAGUAUGCAGCGCUCGGCUCUUAGGAAAGAAAGUGGAGUUUAAACAAUUCGACAACCCGUGUUACAUGGAUUUUAAUAACUUUUGCGAUUCUCAAGACAACAUAUGGGCUAUCAAAAAUCCUGGUCCCUGUAUAAUGAACGAUGAAAUGAGACGAUUCGCGAAAGAAAUUGAAAAAAUAGUGGUACCUUCCCCCGAAAUAGCAAAUGACGAUGACCUAAUAGACGACACAACUGGAACAAAUGAAGUGACAGAUGAAACGACAUAUGAAACAACAACCGAUGCAACUGAAUCAGUCACAGAGUCGACUGAUGAAACUGAAUUCAUCACAGAGUCGACUGAUGAAACUGAAUUAAUCACAGAGUCGACUGAUGAAACUGAAUUUAUCACAGAAUCGACUUAUGAAACUGAAACUAUAGAUGAAACUGAGACCACAACUGAAACCACAUAUGAAACUACAACUGAUGAAACUGUCACAGUAGCAUCUACAAUUAAAAUGAAUGGUGAUGACAAUUUAAGGAUGGGAGAUGAAAUUGGUAAAAUAGUUUAUGAUGAUGGCUCCAAGUUAGCUCUUAGGCAGGAAAACUCGACCCGUUUUCCCCCAAUGAAAGGAAUAAAAACAUAUAAAGGUGAACCGUGCGAAAAAUAUGUAAAACCGUGCCCGAUUCUCUAUUUCCCUGUAUGCAUAUACUACGAGAGGGAGAACCCGGAUAAUGUCACGUAUUUCUACUUUAUUAACAGCUGUGAAGCGAGGCAGUGGACUUGCUAUCAUCCUGAGCAUCCAAUACAUGGCUCGAGCAGUUUAAGAGCUGGAUACUGCGCUCACAUACAGUACAUAAACUACGCCCGCUUCGUCCAUGUGAUAUCGGCGUAUGGCCACUACGGCUGGCUACAGGGGCCAUGGCGCUUCAACCACAUUCUGAAGCCCCACGAGCGCGUUAACUAA
Cydia fagiglandana is the source of this 1199-nucleotide messenger RNA. RefSeq lists its product as uncharacterized. The record is from RefSeq and is a predicted model, not a curated record. The transcript is spliced from 6 exons. Lineage: Eukaryota; Metazoa; Arthropoda; Insecta; Lepidoptera; Tortricidae. Bases 81 to 1199 code for a protein of 372 amino acids.